Molecule: messenger RNA, 4043 nt
Organism: Alligator sinensis (Chinese alligator)
Lineage: Eukaryota; Metazoa; Chordata; Crocodylia; Alligatoridae
Gene: LACTB
Product: lactamase beta
Exons: 6
Coding region: 1-1275 (424 amino acids)
Source: RefSeq, a predicted model, not a curated record
AUGGGACAAGAACAAGUGUGGUGCGAAGGUCUGGGUUAUGCUGAUGUAGAAAAUCGUGUGACCUGUAAACCAGAGACAGUCAUGCGAAUUGCUAGCAUUAGCAAGUGUCUAACAAUGGCAGCUGUUGCUAAAUUGUGGGAAGAAGGAAAACUGGAUUUGGAUGCUCCAGUGCAAAAAUAUGUUCCUGAAUUUCCAGAAAAAGUAUAUGAAGGUGAAAAGGUCACCAUCACUACAAGAUUGUUAGCUUCACAUUUAAGUGGAAUCCGUCACUAUGAAAAAGAUCUUGCAAAAGUAAAGGAAGAGAAGGAAAAAAGUAACAAAGCCCUUAAGCUAACACAAGAUUUAACAAAGUCUAACCAGGAGAAGGAACUAAAAGAAAAACAAAAUAAAGCCACUGAAAAAACUGACUUUGCCAAAGUUAAGUCAGAACCUGAAGGUGAAGUCAAAGGCCAAAAUACAAAAUUAGGCAAGAGACACAAGGAAUUUGAGUAUGAAGAGUACUACUUGAAGGAAAAAUUUGAAAGUGUGAUUGACUCACUGAAGAUAUUUAAAAAUGAUCCUCUGUUCUUUAAGCCAGGUAGCCAGUUCUUAUAUUCAACACAUGGCUUUACCCUCCUGAGUGCUGUUGUGGAAAGAGCUUCAGGACAUAAAUUUACAGACUACAUGCUGAAAAUAUUUCGUGAGUUGGAUAUGCAGUCGACAGUACUGGAUGACAAUGAACUGAUGAUAUAUAAUAGAGCAAGGUAUUAUGUUUACAACAAAAAAGGACGUCUGGUCAACGCCCCCUAUGUGAACAACUCCUACAAAUGGGCUGGUGGUGGCUUUCUAUCUUCAGUGGGCGACCUUCUGAAAUUUGGAAAUGCCUUGCUGUACAGUUAUCAAGUUGGACAGUUUAAAAACACUGUCAACAAACUACUUCCUGGUUACCUCAAAGCAGACACUGUUACAAUGAUGUGGACCCCAGUGUCAAACACUGAGGUAUCAUGGGACAAGGAGGAAAAAUAUGCAAUGGCUUGGGGUGUUGUAGAGAAGAAGCAGGAAUGCGGUGUUUGCAGACAGCAGCGACGCUAUGCAUCACACACAGGUGGUGCAGUGGGGGCAAGCAGUGUCCUGUUAAUUCUUCCUGAAGAGUUGGACUCUAAGCUCACAAAUAGUGAGUUAGUGGCCCCACCUAGAGGAGUAGUUGUUACUAUUAUCUGUAAUAUGCAGUCGGUGUCCCUGAACACCACUGCCUUAAAGAUUGCAAUGGAAUUUGAUAAAGACAAAUGGGCAUGAUAUUUCAAGUAAAAUACAAGAGGUCUGAAUAAUUUAACUACAGUAUUGAAAUAUGAACAAGCCAAUGGAAAAAGGUAUGUAUGAGCUCCAAAAUUGCUAGGAAUACAUGUUUCAGAGACAGAGGAAGUUGUUUGACUUUUUGGGGGGCAGUGCUACAUUGUGUGUGCAGCUGGAAGCAGAGCAGCUCUAUAGUUCUUAGUUUAUGGGAAAGGAAAAUGUGUAAAAUCACCAUUAUACUAGCAGUAUUUUUUUUCACAUCAAGCUAAGAUGCAGACUAAGGUUGAGUAAGCAUCACUGGUCUUUGUCAAAAAUAGGAGUGAUGCUUACUCCCAUGUUUUAGGCUGUGAGACAUGCAAUAUCAAGUAAAUACUUUCUUUUAAAUAUAAAAAACCCUCAAAAUAGUCUCUCAUGUUAUGAUGCCUUGAUGCUAGAAAGACUAUUUUUUCUUGAAACUUUUUAAUUUUAAUGCUUGCCAAAGCUGUGGUUUUUUACUAGUAUUCUAAAAACCAAAAUCUGUAUUUUUCAUGAUUGUUUAGAAAUAUUGAGUGUAAAUUGGUAUUUUAGUGAUUUAAAAACAGACACAAACACUAAACUUCAUGUGAAACAGCCCCCAGGGUAAGAGAAAAUUACAUGCUGAAUUUCUUCAGAAGUGCACUUUCAAGCUGUAGCAUUCUCAUUCUUCAAAAUUUUCUUGGGAGUUUGAACAGAAGUCAGGGCAGAAUGCACCUUUAUAGAUAAACUUGGGGCUGACUUCAAAAUAGCUGGGGCUGCAUGCCACAAGUCAGUGGACCUGGGCUACAUACUGAGCAGGCUGCAUGCUGUGGGGGCCACAUGAGAUGCCUAGGACGCCUGCCAUAUGCAGUGUGAACCUCCUGCUGUUAUGCCCUGGAGGCAGUGAGCCCUCCACUACCAUAGCUUGGAUGAUUUACUCCUCCUUUUCCCCUCCCGCCUGCUGCCACUACCAUGCAAGGUGAAUUCCCCCGUCCCCACUCCACAUGAGCAGCACAAGUUCCCCAUCCAAGUCACCCUGCUGCUGCUACAUGGGCAGCAAGCUCACAGCCUUCUACUGUGCUGCCCUGCCCAGAGACCCUGCAGCAGCUGAAACAGUGAAGUGGCAGCUGAGAACCUGUGGGCUGUACUUAAACCCCUCAUGGGCCACAUGUGGCCUGUGCACUGCCAGUUGGACAGCCCUGGGUUAACUAAUUCAGAGAUGCAUGAGCCUUUGUAAGCAACAGCUCCCUUUGUCACCCAGAUGGCAUCUGACAAUUUGGGUUACAAAGUGAGCUGUUACUUACAAAAACUUAUGCAUCUCUGAAUUAGUCUACAGCAGGGGUUCCCGAUGUUUAUGUGCCCAAGGGCACAUUCAAAUUUAAAAGAGAAAGCAGCAGGCACCAAUAUGAAUAUUAAACUCCUGGAUAUGCGCAUGCACAUAGUUUUAUUUGGGGAGGAAGCAGUAAGCACCACUCCGCCAGUCAGACUGACUUGGUCUCAUUUUCGUGGCCGUUGCGUACAGCCUGUGAAAAAAAUGUUGAAGUGUUGCUGUUCUGAGUUUAGUUGACAGUGAUAGCAUUUUUUGUUGGAAUAAUGAUUUUUACUGAUCAUGAAAAUGUGCACGGGCACCUGAAUAAACCGUGAGGGGCACCAUGACGCCCGUAGCCACUGCGUAGGGAACCGCUGGUCUAUGGGGUGCAGCUCUGCCCUGCCUUCUGCCUGAGUUCAGAAUAAUACAGCUGACAGUCGCACUCUGAAAGGAUAAAACUAAGUAAAGAAAAGAUUACAUUAUCUUCUAGAGAUACCUUUUUCCUUCAGUCUGACUGGGAGCAGAAGACAGCAUAUGAAACGAAUCUGCUCACCUAGGGUCUUGAUACACUUUGUGGUAGUUCACAAUUCAAAACGUUUAGUAUUCUCUUGAUUUUGCUUAUCUUACAAAGUCAGUAGUAAAAAUUCCAUUGCCCCCAUGAAGAGUAAUUCCAGAUCAAACCUUUUUUCUUCCAGGUCAUAUGCUGUUGAGUGAGCCUUGCUCAAUAGUAACCCCUCUAGAUAAGCAAGAAGCAUUACUGAGAGGUUUCCAAAGGGCUUUCAUAUACUUAAGCUCCUCUCUGCUGUAGGGGCUUGAGGAUUAUUGGAUCAGGAAAUCUGUGCUCUAAAACAUUUCUUGCCCUUCUUUCCAGAAGGGGCACUGAAGAAUAGCUAAGUGAGCUCUCCCUGUAUUUAGUCAUCCCCUUCCUUAACAGAAAACAAAAACUACAUGCUUUCAAUAUCACCAAGCAGUUUUCCAUUUCAGAAUAUGGACUGUGAAUAUCACCAGCAUGGGCCAGUACAUUCCUUUUCUUGGCAGGUUAUUCUAAUAGCAUAAAAGAUGAUCUGCUAAACUAGCUUCUUGUUAACAUUAGACAUUUUUGGUAACCAGCGCUGUUUGUUGAAAAACAAUUUUCUGUUCUCUUACACAAAUACCACUAAACUUAUCCAAGCCCUUUCACACCAUGCAGAUUUCUGAUCUGUUUCUAAUGUCUGUCCCCUUGCCACCUUUUUAUCAUUUUAAAUCUUUUUCUCAUUUAUACAGAUUAAAUGUGUUCACAUUUUCUAGCCUAAAUGGAGAUGUUGGACCUCUGGAACUGCUCAAGUAACUUCUUGUUUUUGUUCCCUUCAUGUGCAGCUUUUGAAUAUAUUUCUUCCCAGGCAGUCCUUUGCUCUACUUCUGAGUCAGCAGGUCAUCUUUGUACAGUGCCAAGCAUGCUGCCUCAUCUCAAUAAAAGAAUUGAAUUUGA